Mus musculus (house mouse) is the source of this 4795-nucleotide messenger RNA. RefSeq names its product NIMA (never in mitosis gene a)-related expressed kinase 4 (gene Nek4). Gene Ontology annotation, molecular function: protein serine/threonine kinase activity; ATP binding; protein serine kinase activity. Gene Ontology annotation, cellular component: cilium; cytoplasm. The transcript has 15 exons. The record is from RefSeq and is a predicted model, not a curated record. Lineage: Eukaryota; Metazoa; Chordata; Mammalia; Rodentia; Muridae. Bases 1166 to 3523 code for a protein of 785 amino acids.
AGUGCUGGGAUUAAAGACAUGCGCCACCACCGCCCGGUUUGCAGACAUCUUUCUUAAACUCAAAUCUGAUGUUACUCCUUUAUGUAAAUUACUUUAUGCCAUCACCCAGAGUCUAAUGAACCAGUUCUUCAGUAUUCUUUGCUAUCAGGGUGGCCAUAGAAUGUUGUGCACAAACAGGCACAAUUAUGAAACUGAUGAGCGAUGUUUCAUAGUUCUUAGUUCUACCAAGCCAGUGGCAGCAACAAGCUGAGAGAGCCGCCACCCCUCAAGUAUAGGACCCACUCCUUGUGUCAUAUGCUAGAUUCUCUGCCUAGAACACAAGCUUUCACAUAGGCUAAUUGAGUAGGCACCCCAGGGAACUAUGGGACAUUUGUGCUAAGAGUGAGAGUUUAGCUAUAACAAUAACCCUUCAUUUUGAACAGUAAUUUGCACUUCAGGAAACAUUUAUAUAUGUGUUUGUUGAAGGAGUGGGUACAUGGUCUUUGAGAUGCUUGAGAGCAGUAUAGUAGAUUGUAAAGGGUUUUAUUUUUAAUGGGAAGGGCAUCCUAUGUGGAGGACCAAUGAUGCUUUAACUUUAUUGGGUCAUGAGUAUCUAAUGUGUCCCAUACACCUAUUCAGUUCACAGAUACACAUUUAAGCUUUCUCUUAAUGCUUGUUUAUAGGGAGAAUUUAGAGAUUAAGGAGUUUCUCUCUCUUUAAUUGGUCUAAUAGUAUGUUAGGUUCACUUUUUAAUCAUUGGUAAUACUUUUUUUGAGAUAGCGUAUCACUAUGUUGUCCAUGUUGGGCUUCAAAGUUCUGGGCAUAAGUGACCCUUCUGCCUUAACCUUCAAAGUGGUUGGGAUCGCAGAGUCAAAGAAGUCAUAAAACGCAGAGGAAAGGGUGGAUUGCUCGACUGUGGCCUGGAGUGGGCUCAGGUCCGACGGAUGUCAGUCGUAGAGAACUUAUCUCACACAUGCAAGGCCCUGGCCUUAAUGCUAGCACUGAACAAAAGCGUAACAUUCAUGGCAAAUAUUUCCCCAUUUAUGCUGUUUUGAUUUGAUUUGGUUUUUCGAGACAGGGUUUCUCUGUGUAGCCCUGGCUGUUCUGGAACUCACUCUGUAGACCAGGCUGGCCUUGAACUCAGAGAUCCACCUGGCUCUGCCUACUGAGUGCUGAGAUUAUAGACAUGGACCACCCCACCCAGCCAGUCUCAUGCUUUUUGAUCAUCCUCCUGCCUCGUCUUCGAUGUAUUAUACUGUAUGUCAUCAAAAAGCUGAACCUCCGAAAUGCCUCCAGCCGAGAGCGUCGAGCUGCUGAGCAGGAAGCUCAGCUCCUAUCUCAGUUGAAGCACCCCAACAUUGUCACCUACAAAGAAUCAUGGGAGGGAGGAGACGGUCUGCUCUACAUUGUCAUGGGCUUCUGCGAAGGAGGUGAUCUGUACCGGAAGCUCAAGGAGCAGAAAGGGCAGCUUCUGCCUGAGAGUCAGGUGGUGGAGUGGUUUGUCCAGAUCGCCAUGGCCUUGCAGUAUUUACAUGAGAAACACAUCCUUCAUCGAGAUCUGAAAACUCAGAAUGUCUUCUUAACAAGAACAAACAUCAUCAAAGUGGGGGACCUAGGAAUUGCCCGCGUCUUAGAGAAUCACGGUGACAUGGCGAGCACCCUCAUUGGCACACCCUAUUACAUGAGCCCUGAGCUGUUCUCCAACAAACCCUACAACUAUAAGUCGGAUGUUUGGGCUUUGGGAUGCUGUGUAUAUGAAAUGGCCACCCUGAAGCACGCUUUUAAUGCAAAAGACAUGAAUUCUUUAGUUUAUCGGAUUAUUGAAGGAAAGUUGCCGCCAAUGCCAAAAGUUUACAGCACAGAGCUGGCUGAGCUGAUAAGAACAAUGCUGAGCAGAAGGCCUGAGGAGAGGCCCUCUGUGCGGAGCAUCCUGAGGCAGCCCUACAUAAAACACCACAUCUCCUUGUUCUUGGAGGCCACCAAGGCAAAAACUUCCAAAAAUAAUGUUAAAAACUGUGACUCCAGAGCCAAGCCUGUUGCUGCUGUAGUUUCCAGAAAGGAAGAAUCAAAUACUGACGUGAUACACUACCAGCCACGCUCUUCUGAGGGCUCUGCUUUGCAUGUCAUGGGUGAAGAUAAAUGUUUGUCCCAAGAGAAACCAGUGGACAUUGGUCCCUUGAGAUCACCGGCUAGUCUUGAAGGCCACACUGGCAAACAAGACAUGAACAAUACUGGGGAGUCAUGUGCCACAAUCAGUAGGAUAAAUAUCGAUAUCUUACCUGCAGAAAGGAGGGACUCAGCGAACGCUGGUGUAGUUCAGGAGAGCCAACCACAACACGUGGAUGCCGCUGAUGAAGUAGACAGUCAGUGCAGUAUUUCUCAAGAGAAGGAGAGGCUACAGGGCAAUACCAAGUCCAGUGAUCAGCCUGGAAAUCUCCUUCCCAGACGGUCCUCUGAUGGUGGUGAUGGGGAAGGGAGUGAACUGGUGAAGCCAUUGUAUCCCUCAAAUAAAGACCAAAAGCCAGACCAGGAUCAAGUUACUGGUAUUAUAGAAAAUCAGGACAGCAUCCACCCAAGAUCCCAGCCACACAGCUCUAUGUCUGAACCUUCUUUGUCCCGGCAGCGAAGGCAGAAAAAAAGGGAACAGACUGCCCAUAGUCGUACAAAGAGCCAGUUCCAAGAAUUACCCCCUCGGCUUUUGCCUUCUUAUCCUGGUAUUGGGAAAGUGGAUAUCAUAGCAACACAGCAAAAUGAUGGAAACCAAGGUGGACCUGUGGCUGGGUGUGUAAACAGUUCAAGGACCAGCUCAACAGCAUCAGCAAAGGAUCGACCAUUAUCAGCCAGAGAGAGGAGACGGCUAAAGCAGUCACAGGAGGAGAUGCUGCCCUCAGGCCCUGCAGUUCAGAGAACUCCAAGUGCAGUUGAGCCACUGAAACCACAGGAAGAAGACCAACCCAUCCCUGCCCAACGAUUCUCUUCUGACUGCAGCAUCACUCAGAUGAAUCACACACUCCCGAGGGAAAAGGAGAAGAGGCUGAUGCAUGGCCUGUCUGAGGAUGAGUUAAGCUCUUCUACAAGCUCAACUGAUAAGUCAGAUGGGGAUUCCAGGGAGGGGAAGAGUCAUACAAAUGAAAUGAAAGACUUGGUACAGCUGAUGACUCAGACUCUGAGGCUGGAAGCUAAGGAGAGCUGUGAAGAUCUCCAGGUCCUAAACCCAGGGUCAGAAUUCAGACUUCAUCGAAAGUAUCGAGACACGCUGGUGCUUCAUGGCAAGGUUGCAGAAGAGGUGGAACCCCACUGUACGGAGCUGCCUACGGGUAUCAUACCAGGUUCUGAAAAGAUCAGGAGAAUCGUUGAAGUCUUAAGAGCUGAUGUAAUCCAGGGCCUGGGGAUUCAACUCUUAGAGCAGGUGUUUGAUCUUUUGGGAGAGGAAGAUGAGUUGGAGAGAGAGGCACGAUUACAGGAGCACAUGGGAGACAAGUAUACAACUUACUGUGUGAAAGCUCGCCAAUUGAAAUUUUUUGAAGAAAAUGUGAGUUUUUGAGAUUUGUUCUAACAUGCUGCCAGAACUAAAGAUCUAUUUUCAAAAGUUUUUCAUCUUAAAAAAAACACCACCACCACCAUCACCAACCCUGUUCCAGUCAUUCAGAGGCUGGUCACCGCCAUCCUUUGCUUGAUAUCUCCUUGGAGUCCUCUUACUAUAAAGAACUGGAGAGCAGACUAAUGCGAAACAAGUUCACAAAAGAAAAAAAAACUUUGAAUAUCAUAUGUUUAUGAGGAAAAAUGUUAUAUCUUUGUUACUGUUUACUGAGCCUUAAGACAACUUUAUAUUUAGUUUAUUUUUUAAAAGAUAGUAACUAGCUUGACAUGGGGCCAGAAAACAUGGGAUUAAAUUGUACUACAGUGAUAGAAGCAACAAGAGAAAGGAACGAUGUCUCAUGCUGAUGCUUGCUGCCAUUAGUAACCUUAGCAAGUAGUUGGUGUUCAUUCUCUAAUAUCAAUUCACUCUUCUGGGAAUAGAUUUAAAGAACAUGAGGUUCUAUGUUGCAUUCAAACAACUGUUAUUGUUUUCUUUUUACACAUCAGUGGACUUUUAAUAUUUUGAUUUAUUCUGAACCUUAGUGAGGCUGUCUUUAGACCCUUAGAACUCUUGUUCAACCUAACGUAUAGCUUUGUAAGUCACUGUGACUUGACAUGUUUGACUUCUUUUUCCCAUCAGCAAAAACAUUCUUUUAAACAUGAGUUCCUUUUUCAAUUAAGCAGUGUCUAAGUCCAGGUUCUUAGUCCUAUUGGAUGUAAGUGAUGCUUUUUUUUGUUUUGUUUUGUUUUUUAAAGAGAUGCAUUUAUUGUAUGUAUAUGAGUACACUGGAGCUGUCUUCAGACACACCAGAAGAGGGCAUCAGAUCUCAUUACAAAUGGUUGUGAGCCACCAUGUGGUUGCUGGGAUUUGAACUCAGGACCUCUGGAAGUGCAGUCAGUGCUCUUAACCACUGAGCCAUCUCUCCAGCCCCCGCAAGUGAUGUUUGUCUUUAUGUACAAUAAAGUGUCAACUGAGUUCCCAUAUUUUAAAUAUGUAGCUGUAAGGCUGGAUGCAAUAGUUCACACUUGUAAUCCUGGCACCUGAGAACCAGAGGCGGUGGGUCAUGAGUUCAGUGCUAGUCUGGAUGACAGAGUGAAAUCAGGGGCAGCUCAGACUACAGAGACCCUCGUCUCAAAAAAGUCCUGAUUGUAUAUCACAUGUUGUGUUAAUUAUUUAAUAAGAAAUGUCCAUCUAGAAAGAUUUUUAUAAAUAAAAUACAAGUUGUGGUGGUUUGAA